Messenger RNA from Micropterus salmoides (largemouth bass), 1608 nucleotides. RefSeq names its product DnaJ (Hsp40) homolog, subfamily C, member 15 (gene dnajc15). Gene Ontology annotation, cellular component: PAM complex, Tim23 associated import motor. Gene Ontology annotation, molecular function: ATPase activator activity. The coding region runs from base 59 to 499 and encodes 146 amino acids. Gene Ontology annotation, biological process: protein import into mitochondrial matrix. The record is from RefSeq and is a predicted model, not a curated record. Lineage: Eukaryota; Metazoa; Chordata; Actinopteri; Centrarchiformes; Centrarchidae. The transcript is spliced from 6 exons.
UUGUAGCCGGAUGUGGUGUGUGUUACCACGACGACGUGACGUUCGUAGCUGAGGCAACAUGGCGAACGGUGGAGUGACCGUAGAUGACAUGCGAUAUGCUGAAUACACUCCUAAAACAACCGUGAGGAGCGACACGGACAUAGACAGACGGCUGGGAGGGACUCUGAUUGCAGUCGGUCUUGGUGUGGCAGCUGCAGGGUUUGCAGGCCGCUAUGCAUUCCACCUGUGGAAGCCUCUUGGACAAGUCUUCUCUGAAACUGUCAAGAAGAUGCCAACAUCAGGUUUCUCAUCAUAUUACAAAGGAGGUUUUGAGCAGAAGAUGUCCAAACGAGAGGCCAGCCUCGUUCUUGGUAUCAGUCCAACCAGCACUAAGGCCAAGGUACGUGAGGCUCAUCGGAGGAUCAUGGUCCUGAACCAUCCAGAUAAAGGUGGGUCACCGUAUCUCGCCGCCAAGAUCAACGAGGCCAAAGACCUUUUGGACAAAGAGUCCCGGCGAUGACCUGCACUGUUAACGAACAUUUUAAAGAUGUCUAUCACCUCGUGCAUCAUCUCCUCUCUGUAGCUCUGCUACAUAGACAUCAUCACCACACCAGUGAAUCCAUUCAAGCUCCUGGAUGAAUUGAAGAACAAAAAUUAUACUUUCAUGACAGUUUAACAAGAUUACUUAACUUAUCAUUGACUUAAUUUGUCAUCAUAUAAAUUUGUAUUUCAACCAAGAGUGAAGAUUUCCUUGAAAUGGCAAAUGACUGAACAGUCAGGGGUGGGUUAAGUUGCAGUGUCGCCCUCUAGUGGUAGCUGUUCCACAUCGAGUGCUUCUGCUGGGUUCAUGACUUGCUGUGUAAAAAUGAGUGUACAGAUGUCAGUAUAUAUGGUAUCGUGUAAUGAUGUAUUCUAUUUAAAGAUCAGUAGAAUAAUAAAUUUAAAUAUUUCCAUGAUUAAAUAGGGAAUGUGGAAGUGGUUAAAAACCUACCUACAUAAACCAGGUUUAUUAAAUAAAGCUUUUUAACACUGAAAAAAAACCCAUUUGUCUCUGUAUUUGGCAAAAGUGUUUCUUUCUUCUCAUCAUUACAAAUAACCCCAGCCAUGCCUUGCUGAGGAAGCUGUUCGUGCUUUUAGUCUGUUUCUGAUGUCAGUUUUAGAGUUAAAACACAAGGUGCUCUACCUGCAGUAGCAGACUGACUGUGAGCAGAUCUUAGUGUUUCAGUCUUCUGGGCUGCAUCUAACUUCUCUCUAUUCAAGAGCUACUUCUAGGCCUUUGGACCAAAAAAUUGGGAGUCCUAAUGUUGGGACUGAUGUGUUACUCUGAAAUUUUGUUCAGAGGUACUUAUAGUCUUAAUAGGUUUUUUUAUGUUUCUGAAACCCUUACCCUGAUUAUGGAAAAAGGUAUCUUGUAUACAUGACAUUUAAAAUAUCUGAAUAUAGCAGAAAGAUUGUAACAUGCUUAUUUAAGUGCAUUUAAACACACUGAGUAAACUGGUAACUCAGUGAUGCUCUGUCAGGCAGCCAUUUUCGAUAUGUUUUGUAAUUACUCUGUUGUAUGUUAAUCUUUGUAGCUGUGUUUCCUUUAAAAGGGAAAAAGCAGAUAAAUAAACCCAUCAUAGACAGCAA